Cucurbita pepo subsp. pepo (vegetable marrow) is the source of this 330-nucleotide messenger RNA. The record is from RefSeq and is a predicted model, not a curated record. NCBI's taxonomy places the organism in Eukaryota, Viridiplantae, Streptophyta, Magnoliopsida, Cucurbitales, Cucurbitaceae.
AUGGCUCGACACGAGGGGAGCAGCGGAGCGGUUUCGAUGAGCACGGUGGCUGUUGCAAUGGCAUUGCUGCUGUUGCUGCUUGGCUUCGAACAUGACAAUGCUGCUACAACUUUUGUUGUUGGCGACUCGAACGGAUGGAACCUGGGCAUGGAGGGAUGGCCUAAUGGGAAGGUGUUUAGAGCCGGUGACAUAUUAAGGGUUCGUGGAGAUCUUUCUAGUACAGAUAAUCUUCAAUCUGCAUCGUCCAAAAAUCGAAAUCGGAUCCAUCAAACUUCUCAAUUCCAACAUUUGAGCUUUCGAUCUUCACAGAUCAUGAUGAAUCUCGCCUAA